AUGAUUACUCUUAAAUUUUAAACUUGUUUAUAAAAUUAAAUAUAUUAUUAUUACUAAUUCUUUUUCUGAAUAUUUGGAUAUAAUUCCUAAAAUUUCUUCAUUAAGUUGUUAACUCAAAAAAUGUGAUAUAUUUUCUUCUUUUUAACUUUGCAUCUCACUACACAACCAUAAAUUUAAUCAUCUUCAAGCUUGUUAAUUCAAACACCAUAAGGAAAUUGAAAUUUAUUUUUAUAUUAAAAAGAACUAGUAUUUUCUAUUUUUAACACUUCUUCUUGUUAAAGAAUUUGAUAUGUAAAGGAAGCAUCAGGAGCAAAGUCAACAACAUAAAGUUUCAUAUAAAUCGAAAGAGUGUGAUUUAUCAGCAAAUUAUAGUACAUCUUCAGCUCAUCUUAAACCUUCAAUUCAAAUGUAAGUUCUAAUCAAUACAACUUAGUAAAUAAUCUUAUAAUUAACAUCUUGCAACAGCUUUACCUUUAAGAAAAUUAGCUAGUCCUUAUAAACAGGCUCUAGGAGAUGGAAUAAUUGUUGAAAGAACAUGCUCAUCAGUUAGAACAAGUAAUUAUGUUAAGAGAUCUGCUGCUCCUGAAAAGAGAGUAGAAAAUAAAAGUGUUAUUUAUGAAAAAAGAUCAAUAAAAAUGCCUUUAUGUCCUCCACCAUCUACAAAUGUAAUUGAAGAAUGGAACUAAUCAUAAAGUUGUGUAAGGUGGGAGAUUUGAUAAUAGUGGGCAGGAACCCCUUAAGCAAUAAUUAAUUGAACCAUAAGAACCAGAAAUCUAAACAUUGGGGUUUUUCAAAAAAAUUAAGAAUUAAUUUAAUGAUCUUCUUAAACCAUCUGAUAAAGAAGUGGAAUAAAGAAUUAUUUAUUUAAAUGGAAAAGUCUACCCUUAAAUCAAUAUGCCAAAUAUAGUGAAAAACUAAAAAUACAAUAUUUUGUCAUUUGUUUCAAUGGUGCUCUAUAAAUAGUUUAGAUACUUUUUCAAUCUUAUAUUUUUGUUUAUUACGCUAUCAUAAUUUGUUCCUUUGUUAAAAGGGGGCUUUUUAUUUAGUUAUGUUGCUCCACUAGCAUUUGUAUUGAGGCAUAUGAUGAUUUUUAAAGGGAUUUAAAAGAUAAUGAAGCAAUUUCAUAUGAAUAUACACAAAAAAAGGAUAAAACAACAUAACUCUAAAGUUGUUAAUUAAAAGUAGGAGAUAUAAUAGAAGUACAUGUUAAUUAAAGGAUACAAGCAGUUUUAAUAUAACUAUUUAAGUUAGAGGUAGGUGGUGGUGAAGGUUAGAGAGAAGCAUUGUCAUUAGAAAUACACUUUGGUGUAAUACCUUUUUAGCUUCAGGUAAAAUAUAAGCUGUUGUAAUUUAUACUGGAAAAGAAUGCAGAUCUGCAUUAAAUUCAAGAGAACCUAGAAUAUGAAUUAAAUUAAUUAGCAAAAUUAUUAUGUGUGCUUUUAAUUUGUACAGCAUUUACUAUUGUAUUAAGCAGUGAAUUUAAUGAAUGGUUGCUUUAAUUAUUUAUACAUGUUCUAUUAUUAAGUUCAAUUAUUCCUAUAUCUUUAAGAGUAAAUUUAGAUUUUUCUAAAUUUUACUUUUCUUAUUGUAUUUCAAAUGAUAAAGAUAUUGAUGGAUCACUUGCACAAUGCCUGA
Paramecium sonneborni is the source of this 1635-nucleotide messenger RNA. NCBI's taxonomy places the organism in Eukaryota, Ciliophora, Oligohymenophorea, Peniculida, Parameciidae. The record is from the annotation of a GenBank genome assembly.